GAUACCUGAGAUACCUCCCUGGAUCAACUGAGAGGAGUACAUACUUAGUACAUAUUCAUCAAAAUCUGUUUAAAUAUCUUAUUAGAAAUUCCCUUGCAAUUUAGUUAGAAUUUUGAGCCAUUUCGAAACCAGUUAACGCUGAAUAUACUUUAAUACAAGAAAUUGAUUUUUUCGUGAAUAAAAGAUACUUUUGUUAAAAUGAAAUUAUUCGUUCAUUUUUGUCUACUCUUAAUAUGUGGAUAUGUUGAAAUAGUUUUUGGUCAUGAUGAAGAUGUUUAUACCAUACAAUACACAACAGAAAACUUUGCUGAAGAAUUACCUAAGAGGAACCAUUUUGUAAUGUUUUAUGCGCCAUGGUGUGGGCAUUGUCGAAGGCUAGCUCCUACAUGGGAGCAACUUGCUGAAAUGCUCAAUGAAGAUGAUGGCAAUGUAAGAAUUGCCAAAGUAGAUUGUACCCAAGAUAAGCAAAUAUGUUCUGAUCAAGAUGUAACUGGGUAUCCUACUUUGAAAUUCUUUAAAAAAGGAAAUUCUGAAGGAGAGAAAUUUAGAGGGACUAGGGAUUUACCAACAUUGACUUCCUUCAUAAAUGAACAGCUUAGAGAAGGAGAAGGAGAACCUGAAUUAGAAACCAGUUCAAGUAGUGCUUUAAUUGAACUAACAGAAGAAACUUUUGCCAAUCAUGUGCAAGAGGGAAAGCAUUUUGUUAAGUUUUAUGCCCCAUGGUGUGGUCAUUGCCAGCAAUUGGCUCCUGUCUGGCAAAAUGUUGCUAAAACUUAUGAAUUUGAUUCUUCCCUAUCCAUCGCUAAAAUUGAUUGCACCAAGCAUAGAACUGCAUGUUCUCAAUAUGAAAUAAUGGCAUAUCCCACUUUGUUAUGGAUUGAAAAUGGAGAGAAGAUCGAAAAAUUUCAAGGAUCUAGAACUCACGAUGAACUAGUCAAUUAUAUCAAAAAAAUGUUGGAACGCCAACAAGGAGGAACCAAAGAUGAUCCAGAGAAUAAAUCUUCAGUUGAUGAGUUAGAAAUUGAAUUGGUUGCUGAGAACUUCAAAGAUACUAUUCAAAGUGGCAUUACAUUCAUUAAAUUUUUUGCACCUUGGUGUGGUCAUUGUAAAACCUUAGCUCCCGUUUGGAAUGAUUUGAAUAGAAAGUACAAAACAGACAGCAACAUAAAAAUAAUGAAAGUUGAUUGUACUGCUCAAGAAAACAGAGGGUUGUGCAAUGAUGAAAGGAUUGAUGGUUUCCCUACAAUAUAUCUUUACAAAGAUGGGGAGAUGAUCUCAGAAUAUCAUGGUGAUCGUUCAUUAGAAGAUCUAUCAGACUUCAUUCAGGGCCAUUUGGGACAUGAUGAAUUGUAAAUUCCACAUUAAUUGUUUUGUGUGAGUGAGUGUGUUUCUUUUGUUACUAUUUCCAAAUAAAUCUGAGUUCUGAAUGGUA
Harmonia axyridis is the source of this 1432-nucleotide messenger RNA. RefSeq names its product thioredoxin domain-containing protein 5 homolog (gene prtp). The transcript is spliced from 7 exons. Bases 199 to 1353 code for a protein of 384 amino acids. Gene Ontology annotation, cellular component: endoplasmic reticulum. Gene Ontology annotation, molecular function: protein disulfide isomerase activity. The record is from RefSeq and is a predicted model, not a curated record. Gene Ontology annotation, biological process: protein folding. NCBI's taxonomy places the organism in Eukaryota, Metazoa, Arthropoda, Insecta, Coleoptera, Coccinellidae.